Alligator mississippiensis (American alligator) is the source of this 7103-nucleotide messenger RNA. It is a transcript of the gene CCDC177, whose product is annotated as coiled-coil domain containing 177. The transcript has a single exon. Bases 6 to 1997 code for a protein of 663 amino acids. Lineage: Eukaryota; Metazoa; Chordata; Crocodylia; Alligatoridae. The record is from RefSeq and is a predicted model, not a curated record.
CGGCCAUGGUGGACCCGGUGGCGGAGCCGGGCGAGGAGCAGCGCGCGGCGCCGGGCGGCGCGGCGGGAGAUGGGGCGGCCGGCGCCGCCGCGGGAGCCGCACCGCAGCCACAGCCACAGCCACAGCCGCCGGGGCCGGGGGAGCCGGGCCGGCCCCGCGAGCAGUCGCCACUGCUGCACCUGGACCUGUACAACUUCGACUGCCCGGCGGCGGAGGGCAGCCGCUACGUGCUGACCAGCCCGCGCUCGCUGGAGGCCUGCGCCCGCUGCGCCGUCAAGCCCGUGGAGCUCCUGCUCCGGCCCCUGGGCGAGCUGGUGCGGGAGGCCCCGGGUCGCUCCAUGCGGGUGGCCGCCGGCCUGUACGAGGCCUACGAGCUGGAGCGGCAGAGGAAGCUGCGGCAGUGCCGGGAGGAAAGAGAAAGGAUUAUCCGCGAGGAGAAGCGCAGAAUUUUCACCCCCCUGGCCAGCGGCAGCCUGCCCUCCUCCCCUGCCUCCCGCCUGGCCUUCAAAGCUGCCUCGGAUGGCACCUGCUCACCAGCCGCACAGGCAGGGGCAGGGGUAGAGGCGGGGGCCAGCGCCGGGACCACCCCUACAGGGACCAAGACCAAGAGCCACUCCCUGGAUUCCCUGCAAAAGAGGAGAGAGGGUUUCUCAGCCAAAACUUCCUCCGAUUCAGGGGCAUCCUCCUCCUACAGCGGGGAGAGCCCUCGGGACAAAUGGGCCAAAAGCAUCCCCAGGACUAGGACGGUGGCUGCCAUGAACUCCCUCGUGGGCCGGAGCUUCAGCCUGGGGGAUCUGAGCCACUCCCCGCAGACCACCAAGAAGGUGGAGAAGAUCGUCAAGGAGGUGAAGAGGAAGAAGGGUCUCAAGGAGGUGUCAGAGAGGGACAGGAAGAUUGCGGCUCUGAUGAUUGCCAGGCACCAGGAAGCCAGUCUCCUGAACGAGCAGAGGUACACGGCACAUCUCCAGUGGGACAGCCAGCGGCGGCAGGCGGAGCAACGCAAGGAGGAGGAAGAGAAGGAGAAGCAGAGGGCGCUGCUGCAGUGCCACAAGAUGUGGGAGUCCCGGGUGGAGAAGCGCCGGGGGAAGCUGAACCAAGAGCAGCAGGAGGCAACCCUACUGAAGCAGCGGCAGUGCCUGAUAUAUGAAGAGAGGUGGAAAGAGCAGGCGGAGAAGCAGGAGAAGAUGAAGAGGGAGAAGCUGGAGAGGGCCAGCCGAGAAGACAAGCAGAAGAAGUUCCAUCAGGAGCACAACCUCAAGUCUAAGGAGGAGGACAAGAAAGAGCACCUGGAGCGUGAGGAACAGCUCCUGCAGGAGAAGCUGUCCAGUGCUGCACAAAAGAAGCUGAGGAAGGAGCUGCAGCUGCAGAAGGAGAAGAAGCUGCUCCAUCAAGCAGAGAAGCUGAAGCAUGACGCCUUGCUCAAGGAGUUGUCCUGGCAUGAGGCAGAGGAAAAGGAGAUGCUAAAGGCCUCCCUGGAGAUGAACCUGAACAAAGCCCAGGAAAACUAUGAGCAGCUGGUAGAGAAGAGGAACCAGGACAUGAAGGAGAAGGCCAAGCGAGGGGAGAUGCAGUUCCAGAGAGCCAAAUUAUCAGCAGAGAGGAAAGAAAAGGAGCAGAAAGAGCACUUAGAGGCCCUGGCCAGAGCCACAGAGAGGAAGCUCCAGCAUGCUGCCCAGGUGGCUGAGGAGGUAGUCCAGCAGAAAGCCCGCAAGGUAGUCCAGAGCCGACUGGAGAAGGAAAAGGUGCAGAAGAUGAACAAGCAGAAAGUGGAGCAGUGCGAGGACUUGCGGCGCAGGGAGAUCCUCCUUUCCAUUGAGAAGAAGCUGGAAAGGAGUGAACAGUUCUUCAGGGAUAAAAAAACUGUCCUGGAAAAUGCCAGGUCUAUUGCCCGGGCAUCCUUCCACGUCCGGGAAAAGGUACGGGAGGAGACGAACACACGUACCUUUGACAAGAUGGCCUUUGAGGCAGAGUUGCAUGCCAGCCUGGAUAAAAAAUGAGAGGUCUUUCUGUGGAUGAUGGGAAAUGCAUCACCUGGCACCCACCAUAACGCAGUAGAAAGCUCUUUCAUGUGGGAACACGAUUUCAUUUUUUUUUAAAUCCUGAGUUACUGUUUGUGGGAACCAGGGUACCGCACAAAAACCAUGGCAGCUAUUUCACAUACCUUUAUAAAUACAAUUUUAUUUUGGGGGUUGUUCUAGGAGACGGACCUCAGUUCUCUCUACCAGAAGAGAAACUAUCCCAUCUCCACCUGACACAAAGCCAUGUACACAAAUUAAAGCAAGAGCGCACACAUUUACUGAAUGAGGGCUGCAGUGGCAACUUGCCAGAAACCUGUAGGUUUCUUCUAAUUUGCCUAAAAAUAGAACUGAUUGCAGUCAUCCUCAUCUUUAAUAUGGAAAUGCACAGAGUCAAGAUUAUAGGGCUAAGCGUAAGGCACCUCAUUUUGAUUUGAGUGGCUUUUCAACUUGAAACAAGUCCUGCUUGCUUGAAUCUGUUGUCUCCUCCACACUAAUGAUGAGAAUGGCUCCUUUAUAGAACUCCAUGGGGUGCAUCUGGUUCCUGGGUUGCACUUUAUCCACUUCUGAUAUAAAAUGCAGAAAGAAGGUGCCUAUAAUAAGAUUUUUUUUAACACCAUGCAAGUAGAUGCCAUGAUCAGAGCUGGGCAGAUACUGCAAACUACAAUUCACAACCACUAACUAUAACACUAAACUUUGCUUUUAUCGUCUUGACAACCCCUUUCAUUCACCUUGCACAGACAUUCAGACAAAACCGUUGUUACAGAAAAGGGAAUGUCAUAUAUACAGUUGUAUUCCCAGGAGUAUUUGCACUGGAAGUGAUUGUCUGGAUUUCUGGAGAGGUCUGUCUGUGUUGUGCACCUAACCAAUCACGGAUCAGAAAUAGCACCAUGUGACAGGUGCCCAAUCACACAGUUUUAAGAGCAGAUUAUGAACAACUACUAGAAGUAAAUUGGUGAAAUGUUCUGAAGUAAUUCACACAUUUGAGUUACCUUUGUGCAGAUCAUUUGUUGAACAAUUUCAGAUCGGGACCCAGCUUUUGAAACACUGCCUGCUCACAGAUCAUUUCUAACAAAAAAAUUAACAAGUAAAUUAUUUGCAGUGAAUACUUACUGAGCUCUAAUCAUGGCCUGCUACACAGGACAUUGGUGCUAAUGACUACUAUGUUCUUUAUGGCACAUAAGACAAUAGAUGUACAUUUUGGAACAAAUUAAGACUUGUUAUUAAUUUACUCAGGAGGGGACCAUGGCAUUCUUACAGCUCUAACCAGUUACUGGAUAGCAUGGAAUUAAUCCUUCUGUUAUUAAUGAAGGAGGACUAUUAAAAGCCUGCCCCAAACUCAUGGAAAACAUUCAAUCUAGAGAACAUUCUGCUGAGCUUUGCCGUAUGUAUUUUUCUCCUGGAUUAUUGUUAUCAGAACACAUCUGUAUGAAAACAGAAAUCUUUGCUAGGUUUCUUCUAAGUUUAUGGUAUAACUAGCUGCUUCUUCCCUACACUUCACCACCUGUGACAUCAUGCUGGGCUGCUGUGGAAAAGGUGCUGAUAGAAAGGUCACAAAUAGAACAUGCUCAGCUCAGAUGAGGUGAGGCAGUGGGAGCAACAAAGAUCCUGUGUUCAUGCAAAUGACUAUACACAAAGCCAGGGGAAGAAAGAUGGGAAAUAGUAUGUGAGAGAUUCUAUAUGGAAUACUUUUCAACAUUUUGCUUGAGGUGGCAGGCAAUCUUAAAACGUUUUUGAAGGAGGAUGUAAUGUUCAUAGCAACACUAGCAGUAGCUCAAAAGCAUUCAGACCCUGGAAACAGGAUACAACCAGUGCUGGAAGCAAAAAAAGUCAGUUUUCCCGACUUUGAUUUAAUUUAUUUAGCUUGGUGACUAAUAAACGAGUUUGGGCUAGUGUGAACAGCAGGGGACUAAGAGUCAGAAGGCUUGGAUUUUGUUCCCAGCUCUGCCAGUGACUUGACACUGAGCAGGUCAUUUUGAGCUGAUCCUUCUCCCACUGAAAUGAGUAGCAAAACUCCCAAGAGAAGCAGAAUUGGGUUCAUAGCCUUGCUAUGCCUCAUUUACCCUCUGGGGUAAAUGGAGGCUAAUGAUACCACACUUUUUAAAGGCCGCUGAGAUCUUCAGACAAAAGGUGCUAAAGAAGUGCAGAGUAUUAAAUAUUAUUUAUGAGCCUAUUUAUUUUGUCUGUAUUUAGUUAGGCAGUACAGGAAAACAUACCUUUUAGGGACUGUGUUCACUUUUAGAAAGUACACCAGGUUACAUCAAAUGGCAAGAAUAUUCAAAACCAUUGUUGGGGGAUGGGAGGAGGAACAGUGCUGGAUCCCUGCCCUCAGAUAGAAUCCAUUUGCCUUUGAAUAUUCCCAAUGAUCUGAAUGGCUAAUGGGCUUUAAUUUAAGGCCACUUUCAUGGAAUAAUUCCCCUUUCUGCCAUUUGUCCACUUAAUUGUUAUAUUCAGCACCACUUGCUUUACUAUAUAGGGAACUGCUUUCUCAUUUUUUAAACUAAACAUACAAUGUAAAAAAUGUUUUCCAAAUGAUAUUUCUCUCUCUCUCUGUACAUAUACACACUACAUUUACUAUAUGUAUAUGUAAGUACACACACAUACCAUAUAUCACAUACAAUAUAUAUCAAACAUAGACCAUAUAAUAUUGUAAAUGUAGUGGGUCUGACCAGAGUCUAUAUGGGGGAAUCUGUGGAAUCUUUUAAUUGAUUUCAUAUGCUUUACAUCAAGCCCAGAAAAGCAAAUGUUAAGACAUGCUGAUGACACUAAAAGACACAUUGACAAUUUGGGCAGAGGCCUGAGAGCUACUCCUCAGGUCUGCUCCCGCUUCUGUUGAUUUCGAUGAGAAUUUUACAGCUGACUUAAUUGGGACUAGAAUUAGACUCCUGAAUGUGUGUAACAUAUAUUUAUAUUUGUUAUUGUAUUUUCAGUACUGAAGUGCAGUUAUCAGAGAACCAAAAGCCCCCAAAUGCAACGCUCCAUCUGGCUGCUCAGAAUAAGUUUGAAAACCUGAAAACCAGGAGCUGUAAUUUUUUAUUUUUUAAUAGAGCACACAUUUUUCCUUCUUACGAAGCAAAAUGCAGAUAACACUUUAGCCAUACCAAGAAAGAAGGUAAUCUCUGCUGGUUCUUCAGAAGGACAGUUAAGCAUAACUGCAUCUUGAGCUAUUCAUUAUUUUCAUUAAUCCAAAUAUUUUGUCAUUAGACUAACACUUAUAUGCUGUGUAAGGACCACUGCAGAAUUUAAAAAGUUGCACUUAAAACACCAUCAGGAUGUAUCUGUCCAGGUCUGUAGUCAGAUCUACGCUUCAUAUUGACCUCUGUAUCUGUUGGGCCAACUCUACACCCAGAUCUAAAUACCCUUCAACUAUGCUAAGGUUCAAAUCCAGAUUCAAUCUUCGAGACUUCAGCUGAUGACCACUUCAUUGAUGGUUACUAUUCUUGCUUGAUCUGGUUAGAAUUUGCCAACUGUGACUGCCUGAAAAGUUAUCUGAACAUUAGAUGUCAAUACUAUGAUAAAAGACUACGGUAUCCUUUGGAUGUACAAAGCAGAAUUCUACGACCCUAUCCUACUGGUCUUUCUCAGGUAAAACUCUCAUUGAUCUAAGCUGGAGUUUUGCUUGAUUAAGACAAAAUGAUCAAGACUAAGAGCGCUCAAACCCUGGCCUGUGUACUGGAUCUGGCCUCCCUGUACCAGGUCAUCCAGCCCACGGGACUCCCUAUGGGUAUGCGGGGAACUCCAUAAGCCGUGGCCCUGCAUGCUAGACUGGGUGGCAGUGCAUGGCCCUGAUCCUGGAACAUGAGGCCAAGCAGAUGUGACAUAACGCCUUGCAGCCCUGGUCUCGGCAUGUAGAGUCUGAUCCGUUCACCUGGCCCAUAGGGCCAAAACACUGAGCAGCUCUGAUCAAGACCAUAACAAUGGAAGAAGAGAUUCCGCCCCUGCCCCUGCCCUUCCCCGCCCACAUUGUGUAUGAGAUAAAAAAGACAUUAUAAAAAUUAAGGUUCACACACUUACAUGCUUUUCUAUUGCAAGGCUAUUAGAACAAGCCAUAUUGUUAGCCAGAAUUCUCUGUUUGGUUCUGUAGUACAGUUCUUUUAUUCCACAGUUCACCUCUGCAUUUACUCCACGGGAAGUUAUUCCUUAUGGGACAACUUGGAGAUUAUACCAUAGAAUGAAAGCAGAGUCUGCAACAAAGAUAUCUGCGUGACAGAUCCAAGAGGAGGAAUUGUUCAUUGGGUAUGCUUCAAGGUCUGGACUGGAUUGGGGAAUUUAGGGAAAUACAUAGCUUGCUUUCCAGGAUCUGGGCACAGGUUUGUUAAGUCCUGUCUACACACCUAUGAUAGCAGUCUUUAUGUAACGCUUAAGAGAAAUAAUAUGUCAUCUCCCCUGUUGAUCCGACACCUGAGCUAGCUGAAGUAUCUCUGCACAGCAUUGUAUUUGACCAUACAGACAUACUAAUGAGCCCAGGUGGCUGAGCAGUGCUGUACAUAGGGGAAGACCUUUCUUCCUGACCCCCUGAUCACAUCAGAACAUUAAUUUGAUUUCCAGAGGUUCUGCUUGCCUGUUAAUUAAUUGUUGCUGAAUAAGAACAGAAUUGUCAUACUAGGAUUUUAUGGUGGUGCAUGCAAUAGUUUUACUUAAAAAAAAAAGAUGCCAAUCUAUGAUGGGGAGAGAAUAUGCCUAAAUAACAAGAUGAGCAUCAGAGUCCCCCACACACUUUUACUCUCAUUUCAGUAGUUAAUACAGGCCAGAAUUGUUUGCAGACAGCAGGAGCACCUCAGCUGGCUCCACAGCCCUUGUUCCUAGAAGCCACAUGGAUGGGCUCUGAAAAGGACUGCGUGCCAUGAGUAAUGUAGUUAAGGGGGGGCAACCAGGGCAUCAGUCCCAGGCAUUAAGUUGCAGGACAGUGAUGCAAAAAAAGCAGCUACUGUACUACCGGCCCAGCUGCUGCCACCAGUGGCCUAGCCACUGAUGUGGCCCCAUGUGCCACUGCCACCACCCAGGGUGCAGAAGUGCUCAGGUUCACCUCUGCAUGCUGUUAUCAGCUGUGGCUCAAGUUUACUAUAAUAAAACUGCUAAGUGUUUUAA